AAGAGAACCAAACGAGAGUGGAUCGUUCCUCCCACCAAGCUGACGGAGAAUGUUGACUACACUAGCAGGGAGUUCAUCGCUAAGAUCCGGUCAGACAAAGACAGAUACGAAAAGGUGGAGUACUACCUGACGGGAGUGGGGGCGGACAAGCCCCCUUACAACCUGUUCGUGGUAGACCCCAAGACGGGUUUUGUGCGAAUCACUGGAAUUUUGGACCGGGAGGAAUACUCCGUCUACAAUCUAACAGGAAGUGCUAGAUAUCUUGACGGGACCGAGGCUGAGGUGGGUGUCCCAUUGACCAUCACAGUUCUGGACCAGAAUGACCAGACACCUUAUUUUCAGCGGCAUUACGGAAACGUGACGGAAGCUAGCAAAGAAGGCACUUUUGUUAUGCAGAUCAGCGGCAAAGACAACGACCAAGCGGGGACCAUUAAUUCCGAGAUAGUGUACAGUAUCAUCAGCCAAGAGCCGGAAAGUCCCGCUCCCAUGUUCACUAUUGACAGAAACACUGGAAAACUCUACGUCAACAGUCCCUUACUGGACCGAGAGACAAACGACUUCUAUCAACUCAUCGUGCAGGGUGCGGACUUAGCCGGGGCUCCUGGGGCACUGGUAGGGACGGGAACCGUGGAGAUCAGAGUCCAGGAUAUCAACGAUAACAUCCCCACUUUGGAGAAACAAGAGUAUUCUGGCUACGUCGAUGAAAAUGUUCAAGACGUGGUGGUGAUGCGGAUCAAAUCUCUGGACCGAGACCUGGAGUUCACCGACAACUGGAAGACUGUCUUCAACAUCGCUAGCGGAAAUGAAGACAAUCUUUUUCAUAUUUAUACCGAGGAAGAAACCAAUGAGGGCGUCCUGAUGCUAAUUAAGCCUGUGGACUUUGAAGAAGUCCAAAAGCUGGAGUUGAGCCUCCUCAUUUUGAACGUAGCACCCUUUGUGGAGGGCGGUGCAACACUGAUGGACGUGGAUGUCCUGGCUGGAGCGGGGAAUCGCCCUUCUGGUCCCCGAGAUCCUCUCGGACCUGGUCCAGGUUCAGGCGCAGUUGUCGGUUCUGGUGCAGAAACAGUCUCCGGCGCCGCGGUCGGUUCUGGUUCAGACCCACUUUCCGGCGCUGGCGGGAUUGCAAGUCCCGAUGCUGGUGUGAAAGAAGCCGAGGCAGGACCAAAGGCUCCGACCAAAGGCUACCUCAUCAAGAUUGCCGUGAAUAACAUGCCAGAAGAUCCGGUGUUUCUACCCGAAACCAAGAACCUCCGCUUAUCCGAAGACCCGGCGGAAGCACCAGAAAACGGCGUGAUCGCCGUGUUUGCGGCUGAAGAUCCAGACACUGGGAAACCGGCGGAGGAUGUCAGCUACUUAAAAGGCUACGAUCCGGGAAACUGGUUCACUGUGGAUAAAGAAACAGCGGAAAUUAGACUCAACAAGGCACCGGACCGAGAGUCUCCCUUCCUGGUGAAUGGAACCUACAUUGCAAAGAUUCUGGCCAUUACCAAAGACGAACCCCCGAAGACGGCAACGGGGACGCUGGCCAUCCAAGUGAGCGAUGCUAAUGACCACUGCCCCACGCUGAGCGCCACCCGCGCUAGCGUAUGCUCAAACCAAAAGACAGUCUAUGUGACCGGCGUGGACCAGGACGCUAGCCCGAACGCCGCUCCCUUCACCUUCACAAUCAUUCCUGAAGGGACACGUGGAAAAUGGGAGAUCGAAGUCAUAAACGAGACGAGUGCUGCCAUUCACUCUCAAAAUGCCCUGUGGCCUGGUUCGUACGAGGUGCGGGUAGAGGUGGCCGACGCCCAGGGUCUGUCCUGCCCCGAUGUCCAGACAUUCACAGUGGAAGUGUGCACCUGCGUGGAUGGAGAGGACUGUGGGGCUCGAACGGCCAAACUGGGUUGGCGUCCGACAUCGGAACUCUCCGCCGCUGCCGUCGGACUGAUGCUGCUGGCGUUGGGCCUCCUCUUGUUCGUCCCUCUUUUGAUGCUUUUCUGCCAGCGUGGCGGCCAGGGCGCCGUCUUUCCCGACCAGUUUGACGACCUGCCGUUCAACACCAAGGAACAGCUCGUUUCAUACCACACCGAGGGUAUCGGUGAGGAUAAGGAGGUGCCACUCUUGAGCGUCCCCAUCAUGUUGGAGAACCAGAGGCUAGUCGAGACAAAUACAUCUGGAGUCCUCACUGGGGUUCAUCAGGCAACAUCGGCUUACAAUGAAUCAUUGUACAACCUUCAGAAGGUCUCUCGAGGUUUCUCGGAGGUGGACAACAUAUUCAGGGUCGGUCUUGGUGCUGGUUGUGUCUUCAGGAGGCAACAUGAAGAGUUUGUCUUUGAUGACCUGGCGCUACCUGUUAGCAUCCUCCAGGAUUACUACUCACAGAAAGCAGAGUGUGCAGUUCCAGUCCAAGACAGUCCGUUGGUGUUUAAAAACGAAGGGUCGGAGUCACCCAUCAGCUCCGUUGGUUGCUGCAGCCUCUUGGAGUCUGAAAAGGACCUGCAGUUCCUAGACGACCUGGGGCCCAAGUUUAAAACCCUGGCGGAGAUCUGUUCCCCUCUACCACCAUCGCCCAAACUUUCAAUAAAAGCAUCAAACUCCAUCCCUCAUCAGGGAGUCCCAACAGCUCUUGAGAUGAAGUGUGACACAAACACAGAGAAGGAUGCCACGUCAACUGAGAAGUUCUCGUUCAGGUCCAGAAAUGGUUCAAACAAACAGAAAAAAGCUCAGAACACGGUUUUGCAGCAGGAGCAGUCGCUUUACUUUACAACCAGUCCCGUGCUUCAGCCAAUGCACUAUGUGGUUCAGCCUCAGAUGCAGAACACGGUCCUACUGGCAGACGGGUUCCCGGCAGAUAGUUUUCAAGGGCUCUAUGUGGUCAACGGACUAGAGAGUCCUACUUCUGGACUCUUAGUCACUGAGAUCCAAAAUCCAGUAGUCAGUGGAAGCCAGAGUCCUACUGCUGGACUUAUCGUAGCUAAUGUCCAAAACCCUCCAAGCAUUAUUCCUACCUCUGGACUUGUUGUCACUGAAGUUCAAAGACCUCCCUCUGGGCAUGUGAUCAAAAAAGUCCAGAAUCGUGGAACUGGAACCAAAGUCAAAAGACCGUCCUCAGUCAAUGUGGUCAACGGACUAGAGAAUCCUACCUCUAGAGUCUUAGUCACUGAGAUCCCUAAUCCAGUAGUCAAUGGAAGCCAGAGUCCUACCACUGGAUUUAUUGUAGCUAAUAUCCAAAACCCUCCAAGCAUUACUCCUACAUCUGGACUUGUUGUCACUGAAGUUCAAAGACCUCCCUCUGGGCUUGUCAUCAGAGAAGUUCAGAAUCGUGGAAUUGAAACGAAAGUCAAAAGACCUUCCUCAGUCAAAGGAUCCAAGAAUCGCCUCCCUGGACUUAGUAGUCAUGGGUCUCUAAAGCUCUUCCAUUGA
Nerophis lumbriciformis (worm pipefish) is the source of this 3405-nucleotide messenger RNA. Lineage: Eukaryota; Metazoa; Chordata; Actinopteri; Syngnathiformes; Syngnathidae. The record is from RefSeq and is a predicted model, not a curated record.